AUAAGAUGCAACAUGACUCACAACAUUGAUAAUCAUUGGCCACCGAUUUUGAUUCGGACUGGCGUUGUGUUGUAUUCCGUUGUAACUUGUAAGUAAACAAUUCUUCUUUCUUCACAUUUUCCUUUUUCAAUUCAUUCUUCUCUUGUUAUCACGUUCCCAUCACCACCACAACAAUCACCUAGUUUUCCCCAAAAAAAAUCAAUUUUUUUUACCUUCAUUCACAAUCCACUGAAUAAUUCAUCCCACCUACUUUCACUGUCACCCCUUUUUCCUGGGUGGAGAAAAGUUUCAAUUUUUCUUCAGAUCUCAGUCUAAAAAAUCAACACCCUGAAAAACCCAAUUUUGAUUUGUGUAGAUGUGAGUUUUGAGAAGGGAAAAUUCCAACAAUGUUUGGUGCUGUUCAAUUGGGGCUAUUUGCAGCAUGUGUUGUGUUGUUUGUUCCAAUGGGUAUGGCUGGUUGGCACUUGAGUCGUAACAAAGUACUAUUCUUUAGUGGUGCACUUUUCAUUACUCUUGCUGUUGGUGUUCAUUUAACUCCUUAUUUUCCUUCUGUUUCUGAUUUCAUUACAUCUGUUAAAUCGUCUUCUGUUGUUGACGAUGUUGUUGUUGUUGAAGAUCGUGAUUCGUGUGUUUCUUUGCUUCAUGAAAUUGCUUGGGAGGUUAUGCCAAGUAAGGUUUUUGAACCUUUUUUGAAUAACAAUUCUUUGAACUAUGACAAGUUUUGGUCUUGGAGUAGAAUGAAUUCUGUUGAAUCGUGUGAGUUUCAGAGGCUUAAGAGGAAUGAUGUUUUGGAUUUGCUUAAUGGGUCUUGGGUUAUGGUUGCAGGGGAUUCACAAGCUAGAAUCUUUACACUUUCUUUGUUGAGUUUGGUUUUGGAUUCGGAGAGGGUCGAAUCGGCUAGGAGUUUUUUGUUUAAAAGGCAUAGUGAUUAUCACAUUGUUGUUGAUGAGUUGGGUUUGAAAUUGGAUUUUAUUUGGGCACCUUAUCCUAAUAAUUUGACUAAUGUAGUUAUGGAGUUUAAGCAGAAACAUUUGUAUCCUGAUGUUUUGGUGAUGGGUUCUGGUUUAUGGCACAUGCUACAUGUUACAAAUGCGUCUGAUUACGGUGUCUUGUUGAGGUUGUUAAAAAAUUCUGUGGCAUCAAUGUUGCCUGUUUCACCGAAAUUCGGUAACGAUGAACCUGCGACGGGAUCUGUUUCGUCAGUUAGAUCUCCGCAUUUGUUUUGGUUAGGUAUGCCGACUUUGAUAAACUCUAUGUUGAAUACACAAAUGAAGAGGGAGAGGAUGAGUGAUGUAUUGCAAGGUGAGUAUAAGAGGGAGGUUCAUAAGAGUAGUAUAUUGAAGGAGCUCGGUGGUCCAUUUCAACUACUUGAUAUAGGAUCAUUGAGUUUGAAUUGUGGAAUCAAAUGUACAGAUGAUGGAAUGCAUUAUGAUGAAGCUGUUUAUGAAGCUGCACUUCAUGUUAUGUUCAAUGCAUUGCUUAUAGAAUCUCAUCAGAAGCUCUAAAGCUUACCGUGCUUGUGUUUCAAAACAAAAAUUUAUAUAGUUGCACCGAGCGUUAAACAGGAAGCUACGCCUUAGAGAGUUGGCUGGUUGCGUGAUGAGAUGUAAACAAACAUCUGCUAUAUGGCAUUGAUUCCUUCUUUGAUGAUGUGCUUGGCUUUCUAUGGUAAGGGAGAUAUACAUGGUAGGAUACACGUAAUGACUUUGAUUAUUAGAAGCAGAGUUUUUCUUCGAUCAUAGCUUGCAAAUUUUUGCCGGGUUGGUUUAGGACCUUACAGUCAUUUAGUUUUAGAGUGAUUUUUAUAGCAGAGCACAUUUGAAAUUCUUUUGUUUUCCUUUGUAUUUUCCACUGUAUGCUAACAAACAGCUCAUGUAUUAUUUAGUCACCAAAGUUGGAAACAAAAAUUUCUGUACAAACAAUUGAUACAUGCUUUUAAGUAACCACACAAUUUAAAUGGGAUUCAUUUCUAGUUCUUUUUAUGCUAACGUGAAUGUAGUUGCAUGUUGAUAUAUAAUGGUUUAUGUUUAUUAGUUUCAUUUUGGGUCAUCUUCAUGCUGUGUUAUGGUGGAACAGACUAGUUAAUUGCUGAGAUCAACCUUGAAACAACUGUUUGCUUUCUUAAUGUGUAAAUAUAUAGUAAUCAAUAAAAGGCUUAUGAAGUUUUGCUGACAUGAGUAGGAAUAACCUCAGGGCUUAACAGCUUCAUUGAUCUAUGAUGUCAUAAGGUUGAAUCACUUUACCUCUGGAGUUUAGGCGAUUUUUUCGUCAAAACUCGGAAUGAUCAUUCAUUUUUUUAUACUAACGGUAUGAGACACACCAAAUUCUACAGUUUUUAUUUAGUGGUGUAGAAUAAUGACUGUUAGGGAAGUAUUUAUAUCUUGUUACCCACAAGUUCCUUCAUUAGCUACUCGUCCUGCAGAGUUAUAACUUAAAAUGUUGCAGGCGCGGGCAUACUUUCCGGCCUUAUCUGUUUAGUCCGCGUGCCUAAACGGUCGAGCUGCACGUAUACCCGACUGUAAUGUAGUACUUUCUAGCAAAAACUAUUCAUUGUUCCCUUAUUAUAUACAAAAUUUUAGUAGGGAUGUUUCAGCCAUGACAUUGUACUAGAGAUGGCAAUACUAAUUGGUACCCUUUGUACUCAAGAAGAAUAUUGGAGAGUAGCAUGUCAUUAGUCUGAUUAGCUACCAGCUUGUCAUAUUCAUAAUAGAGAAAAAGUAUUUAGUU
Vicia villosa (hairy vetch) is the source of this 2727-nucleotide messenger RNA. Its product is annotated as protein ALTERED XYLOGLUCAN 9. Gene Ontology annotation, molecular function: acetyltransferase activity. The transcript has a single exon. Gene Ontology annotation, cellular component: Golgi apparatus. Bases 387 to 1505 code for a protein of 372 amino acids. Gene Ontology annotation, biological process: carbohydrate metabolic process. Lineage: Eukaryota; Viridiplantae; Streptophyta; Magnoliopsida; Fabales; Fabaceae. The record is from RefSeq and is a predicted model, not a curated record.